GCAUGCGCAGUGUCUACAGCGGGGCUUCUGUAGCGCAUGCGUAGGUGCGCGCCGCGGGGUUGCGGCUGCGCCUGCGCAGUGCUUACAGUGGUGCUGCCGAUGCACAUGCGCAGAGCGUAAAGUGGACAUACCGCGGCGCAUGCGCAUUGCGCAAAACGGAAAGAGCGGCGGCGCAUGCGCAGCCUGCGGGGUGGGGCGCUUUCGGGUUGCUAUGGACCCUAUGGCCCCACGGCGGAUCCUGGUUCUGGCCCGCUUCCUGACCAUGAUGGCUCACCUGGUAGCGCUGCUCAUAGCCGUCAUGGCGAGGGAACCCUACGUCCGCGCCUCGCUGCCCCUCGAGUUCUCGCAGGAGGAAUACAGCAACGCUGACACACUGCUGCUGUGUGUUGUGGGGUCAGCACUGGGGCUGCUGGCUGUGGAACUGGGGGGGUUCUUUUCGGGGGUGUCCAUGUUUCACCCCGGCCAGGGGCUGCUGUCCACCUUGCUCCACGCCGGCGCCGCGCUGAUCCUGGGCCUGAGCCUAUUGGAGGAGUGGGACCUCAGUGCAUUCACCUUCACCCUCUGCGUCUUCAGCGUCCCCCCCGCUGCCAUCGAGCUGCUGCUGCUGCUGAUGGCGAUGCACCUGAAGAGGAAGUUGCUGUGAUGUCGAUUUUUAGGGGGGGAUUAAUUUUAUUGGGGGGGGCUUUAAUUAAAGGGAAAGCGUUUAUUUA
Messenger RNA from Lagopus muta (rock ptarmigan), 710 nucleotides. RefSeq names its product transmembrane protein 107 (gene TMEM107). The transcript has 6 exons. The record is from RefSeq and is a predicted model, not a curated record. Gene Ontology annotation, cellular component: MKS complex. Gene Ontology annotation, biological process: non-motile cilium assembly; protein localization to ciliary transition zone. Bases 140 to 643 code for a protein of 167 amino acids. Lineage: Eukaryota; Metazoa; Chordata; Aves; Galliformes; Phasianidae.